Messenger RNA from Sarcophilus harrisii (Tasmanian devil), 1723 nucleotides. RefSeq names its product GS homeobox 1 (gene GSX1). The coding region runs from base 1 to 789 and encodes 262 amino acids. Gene Ontology annotation, cellular component: nucleus. The transcript is spliced from 2 exons. Gene Ontology annotation, biological process: regulation of DNA-templated transcription. Gene Ontology annotation, molecular function: DNA-binding transcription factor activity, RNA polymerase II-specific; sequence-specific double-stranded DNA binding. Lineage: Eukaryota; Metazoa; Chordata; Mammalia; Dasyuromorphia; Dasyuridae. The record is from RefSeq and is a predicted model, not a curated record.
AUGCCGCGCUCCUUCUUGGUGGACUCUCUGGUGCUGCGGGAGGCUGGGGAAAAAAAGGCGCCCGAGGGCAGCCCACCCCCGCUUUUUCCCUAUGCAAUGCACCCCCCGCAUGCCCUGCACGGGCUCUCCCCCGGCGCCUGCCAUUCGCGCAAGGCUGGGCUACUAUGCGUCUGCCCGCUCUGUGUCACUGCUUCCCAGCUGCACGGGCCACCGGGGCCACCAGCCCUUCCCCUACUUAAGGCGUCCUUUCCCCCCUUCGGUUCUCAGUAUUGCCAUUCGCCCCUGGCCCGUCAGCACUCCUCCGUCUCCUCCGGGGUCAGCCAUGGGCCGGCCGCCGCUGCCGCUGCCGCUGCUGCUCUCUACCAAACCACCUAUCCCCUGCCUGAUCCCAGGCAGUUCCACUGCAUCUCCGUGGAUAACACCAACAGCCAACUGCCCAGCAGCAAGCGGAUGCGCACAGCCUUCACCAGCACGCAGCUUCUAGAGCUAGAGAGGGAGUUCGCCUCCAAUAUGUACCUGUCCCGUCUGCGCCGCAUUGAGAUCGCCACCUACCUAAACCUGUCCGAGAAGCAGGUGAAAAUCUGGUUCCAGAACCGUCGAGUCAAACACAAGAAAGAGGGCAAGAGUGGGUCCCACCGCGGGGGAAGUGGGAGUGGUGUCGGAGGAGCGUCCCACAGCUGCAAAUGUUCAUCGCUUUCCUCUACCAAGUGCUCAGAAGACGACGAUGAACUCCCCAUGUCCCCAUCCUCGUCGGGAAAGGAUGAACGGGAUCUCACUGUUACUCCAUAAGGCUCAAGGUUCCCUUGAUCACUAUUCCCAACAGGCCUUAGCUCCCUCCCUCCUGCUGAAGGACUGACCCGGGAGGCAGGUGCUGGGGACUCUCGGCGCUAUCCCCAUUCACCCUUACCUAACGGCAACCGCGGCGCUCGGAUUUUAUAUGGUUUUGUAGAGGCCCAAGGACUAAGCAUCAGCGCCGCACUUUUUAGAGAAACUGAUGUCUUUCUCUUGCCCAGUUCCCAGCGCCAUAGCAGAGUGUCUGGAGGCUCGACCCGUACUGUACUGUAAAGUUAAAAGCUAUAAAUACAGUAAAGGCGUCUAACUCCUCGAGAGCUACCAGCUUGUUCGUAGGAAUCCAUUCUUCUCUCCCCACCUUACACCAGCGUCUUGCUGGCCACAGCUCACCUUUUCCCUGGCCCCUCUUUCGAAGACUUGUUUCAAGUCUUGUGUCGCUUCUUUUAAUUGCGUGUUUUCUGCCUUCUUCUGGCUUUCAAUCUCCUGGACAGAAUUCCGUUUCAUAUUUGAGCACUUCUCUUCUUUUCUGCUCUCACCUGCCCCUUUCUCCUGCUUUUAUUUCUGAAAAUUGAUCUCCUUUUCCCUAUUUCCUCGAAUUCCAUCUGUCUCAUUGCCAGUUUGUCCCUUUGGGGACUAAUAAACUCAUCCCAGACCAAGAUUGGGAGCCUAUCGAAGUCCGUCCAGCACCUCACAUUUUCCUUCCCUAAAGCAAGGUUUAAAAUGUGACUUCAGUAUUGAGGAAGCCUUUUUUGCUUUGUUUCCAAAUAGCUCUCUCGGUUUCUAAACCAGAAGGUGAUGGAUUACAUCAAUGGUCCAAAUACUGGCUGUGAAAUGUUUUGGUAUCUAUCUCUGUUUUUCUUCCCCUCUCCUUCCUCUCCCAACCUCACCCCCACUUCUGACUAGAUGUGUAAUUGUACUGUUUCUGUAAUAC